GGAGCCACCGGGAAAUUUAAAUCGCGCCGGCCGGCGGCACGAGUCACACCGUCUUCGGGCUGGGCCGCGGUGGACGUUUUGAGGGCAUCCGACCCGCAGCGUGUGCGUGCCGCGCCGACUCCUGUGGACUCCUGAGCCGGCUGUGUAGCUUUCUCUCUUUGUCUCAUAACCAUGUCCUCCAACGAGAAUGCUAAUUCCCCGGCUGCCCGCCUUAACAGAUUCAAGAACAAGGGGAAAGACAGCACAGAAAUGAGGCGGCGCCGAAUAGAAGUUAAUGUGGAGCUGAGGAAAGCUAAGAAAGAUGACCAGAUGCUGAAAAGGAGAAAUGUAAGCUCCUUUCCUGAUGAUGCUACUUCUCCGCUACAGGAAAACCGCAACAACCAGGGCACUGUAAAUUGGUCUGUUGAGGAUAUUGUCAAAGGCGUAAACAGCAACAAUUUGGAAAGCCAGCUCCAAGCUACUCAAGCUGCUAGGAAACUGCUUUCUAGAGAAAAACAGCCCCCCAUAGACAACAUAAUCCGGGCUGGUUUGAUUCCAAAAUUUGUGUCCUUCUUGGGCAGAACUGAUUGUAGUCCCAUUCAGUUUGAGUCUGCUUGGGCCCUGACUAACAUCGCUUCCGGGACAUCAGAACAGACCAAGGCUGUGGUAGAGGGAGGUGCUAUCCCAGCAUUCAUUUCUCUGUUGGCAUCUCCCCACGCCCACAUCAGUGAACAAGCCGUAUGGGCUCUAGGAAACAUUGCAGGUGAUGGUUCGGUUUUCCGAGACUUGGUGAUCAAGUAUGGUGCAGUUGACCCGCUGUUGGCUCUUCUUGCAGUUCCCGAUAUGUCAUCUUUGGCAUGUGGUUACUUACGUAAUCUUACCUGGACACUUUCAAACCUUUGUCGCAACAAGAAUCCUGCACCCCCAUUAGAUGCUGUUGAGCAAAUUCUUCCCACUUUAGUUCGUCUCCUGCAUCAUGAUGAUCCAGAAGUAUUAGCAGAUACCUGUUGGGCCAUUUCCUACCUUACUGAUGGUCCAAAUGAACGGAUUGAAAUGGUCGUGAAAACAGGAGUGGUACCCCAACUUGUAAAGCUUCUAGGAUCUACUGAAUUGCCAAUUGUGACUCCUGCACUAAGAGCCAUAGGAAAUAUUGUCACUGGGACAGACGAACAGACUCAGGUUGUAAUAGAUGCGGGAGCACUUGCCAUCUUUCCCAGCCUGCUAACGAACCCCAAAACUAACAUUCAGAAGGAAGCUACGUGGACAAUGUCAAACAUCACAGCUGGCCGCCAGGACCAGAUACAGCAAGUUGUGAAUCAUGGAUUAGUCCCAUUCCUCGUUGGUGUUCUCUCUAAGGCAGACUUUAAGACACAAAAGGAAGCUGUAUGGGCUGUGACCAACUAUACAAGUGGUGGAACAGUUGAACAGAUUGUAUACCUUGUUCACUGUGGCAUAAUAGAACCGUUGAUGAACCUCUUAACUGCAAAAGACACCAAAAUUAUUCUGGUUAUUCUGGAUGCCAUUUCAAAUAUAUUUCAGGCUGCUGAGAAACUAGGUGAAACUGAGAAACUUAGUAUAAUGAUUGAAGAAUGUGGAGGUCUGGACAAAAUUGAAGCUCUACAAAACCAUGAAAAUGAGUCUGUGUACAAAGCUUCGUUAAACUUGAUUGAGAAGUAUUUCUCUGUAGAGGAAGAGGAAGAUCAAAAUGUUGUGCCAGAAACUACCUCUGAAGGCUAUACAUUCCAAGUUCAGGAUGGCCCUCCGGGGACCUUUAACUUUUAGACUUGUACAGCUGAGGCAGAAAGUUGUUUGUUGUGUGCUGUGUUUGGUAUAAGUUUGUCUUAACUGUUUCUCUACUAAGAACUCUUUUUAAAUGUGGUUUGUUAUUGUAGCACUUUUUACAACGAAACUAUACUUGAACAGUUUCAAACUGUGUACAUACUGUAUGAAGCUUCUCCUCUCAAUGGGUUUCUUAUUUCUAUGUGGAAUUUCAUAUCUUGCAGUGUCCUGUAAAUAAAGCUUAAAUUCCACCCUUUUCUUUACUUUGUCAUGCCUAUGUGUUGCCCUCUAAUUUGAAGCUCUUAGGUCGCAAAUGAAGGACAACGUAACCAAACUGAUGUGACUAACUGGAAGUGUGGUUUUGGUUGCAGUCGUCAUUUGAUGUAAGGUUUGUGAUGUCAUCAAAGAUAUGGGGGUGAUCAUUUUUAUCCUGCCUGCUUCUGAGUUCUGGCUUUGCUCUAGGCUGCUUCCCCUCUUGGUAAUAAUGGCUGUUGGUACUUUGAGAUGUCAUAUCCACUGUGCACCAGCUACAAAAAAUUCAGUUUUCACAGAAGCAUGAAUAAAAUUUCCCCGAAGUCUUCAGCCAAUGUCUCCUUAAAACUCACUGGCCAGGGAGAUGGGAUAAAAGUCUUAAAUUUAAUCAGGGAUUGCUCUUGGAGCUACGAGUGGCAUUCAUUUCUCCCAAACUUCAAGGCUGAAGGUGUUUUCAACGCUGCACCGUGGUAUCACCUGGGAAGGUUUACCCAGAAGUUCUGUUUAAUUGGUAAGGGGUGGGGUCCGAGGAUUGUGUCGUCUUUUUAGUUGAAUCCCCAGGUUGCUCCUGUGCAGUCUAGGUUGUGAAGGCCACCACGCUAACACAGUGCGACUCUAGCCACUGUUGUGCUGUUAGCAGAAUAAAAAAUGGAUUGUCUGCAUGUGUGGGGUGGGUGGGGGUAUUAACUACAGUGCCUGUAAAUCUUAGGAAAAAUGAAGUGGCUUCUUAAAAAUAGUGCUUUUGCUUCUUUUGAUUAGUGGAAAAGUGAUGAGCCAAGCCUCCACCACUGAAAUCUGAUGGAUUUGCCUACCUUAUUUCCCACUGAAGAUUAAAAAGACUCUAGUGGUGGUGGUGGUGGGUAUUUGGGUGAAAGACUAAAGUUAAAAAUGAUUCAUGACCUUUAGGGGCUACUGUAUUCAGUAAAAUAAGAGUGUUUCAAGUCAAUUGUGUAAUGCAACACAUUUCCGUUUACCUUCUCUCAAUGGGCACAAAUGUGAGGAUAUUCUUCCCCAAGUUUAUCAACAUGAGUUUUCCCUUUUGCAGAUAACAGGAUUUUAAAGUUCCCUUCAUGAAAUAAAAUGUCUAUUAGUGCUUAUUUUGUUUUGGUGCAGAAAUAAAGAACCCUUUAGCUAAUGCUUAUUUAAAGCACCUCUCACAGCCGAGUUCCUAACUUGGAACACUAAACCAUGUUACGGGUGGUCCCUCUAAGCUUAGGGCAUUUGUUUGGAUCCCUGGUCAUUUUGUCGACUUUCUGUACAGAGGCUUCCAUGGAAGGAGGGGGUGGGGGGAAGAGAAGUAAUGAAAUUGCUGCUCUGCAGGCUGUCCUCCCUACCUGCUUCUUGCUCCAUACCUCUCUUUUCCUACCCCUUCCCCAACGUAAUUCUUCGUGGGUGCUGGAUCCAAGUCUUUGAGAAAAGAUAAUGUGGGAGUAAACUUUUACACCCUCGGUUUUUCCUUUAAGAUAAGUGGAGCUUAAUGGCUUUAGAGGGACUAGUGUAACGUACACUUGGAUAAAAAGUAGAAGGUCUGGAUUUAUUAGAGUAGAGGCAUGACUCAACAGUGAAGUAAUGGUCCGGAGACAGUUGAUUUCCAAAAGUACGUUUUCAUAUUUUAGAUAAAAUUCUUAGCAUGCUAGUUUCCUUGGAGUUGUUAAGAUCCAUAGAGGCAAUUGCAUGUUUUUAUUGAACUUAACUGGAUAAAAUUUCUCUCUUUGAGAAUGUUUUCAUAUUCAGCUCGAUCUUACAAAGUCAUGGUAAAACACUCCAUUGCCACCAACUUUUCC
Molecule: messenger RNA, 3794 nt
Organism: Equus quagga
Lineage: Eukaryota; Metazoa; Chordata; Mammalia; Perissodactyla; Equidae
Gene: KPNA2
Product: karyopherin subunit alpha 2
Exons: 11
Coding region: 172-1761 (529 amino acids)
Biological process (GO): NLS-bearing protein import into nucleus
Cellular component (GO): cytoplasm; nucleus
Molecular function (GO): protein binding; nuclear import signal receptor activity
Source: RefSeq, a predicted model, not a curated record